Messenger RNA from Penicillium chermesinum, 2046 nucleotides. RefSeq names its product putative nuclear RNA binding protein. The transcript has 3 exons. Lineage: Eukaryota; Fungi; Ascomycota; Eurotiomycetes; Eurotiales; Aspergillaceae. The record is from RefSeq and is a predicted model, not a curated record. The coding region runs from base 1 to 2046 and encodes 681 amino acids.
AUGGCUGCUUGCAUUAAAGACAGAGACCUGUCUAACUCGAUUCUGCGCGAAACCUUUCAGGGACCAGACCACGCGGACAUGGACAUUGAUCCCAGCCCUGCUCAAGAGCCGCGCUCUUCGCGCAAACAUCUGCGCACCAGCGACGAAUACGACGACGCAGAAUGGAGCUCCGAUGUGUCAGGGCGAUUCGACGAUGCGGAUGAGCCGGAACCAGAAGAAUCCAAGACUCCCUCGGCCAAGUCGGUCAAAAGGCGCCGUUCGAACGAUUGGCCUCUCCCAGAAGAAGCUGCCGACUAUGGGAAUGCCGACUGUCGCAACGGGCGCAACGGUCAUGUCAAUUUUGGAGCAAGUCAGAAGUCUUCUCCGCGCACUUCUGCAACAUCUUUGCGCAGCAGGAACAAGGUAGUAGCGUUGACGAACAGUCCUCGGCAUCAUCGUCUAGGGCGCCGGUCUCGAUUUGUCGAAGCCAGCAUGAGUGAUAGUGUUAGUGAAAAGCCACCAAGCAUCUUGUUUCAAGAAGGCAAGCCCCCCGGGCCUCAGCAUCGGCAAUCUGGGAUCUUUCGUUUUGGCAAAGCCAUCGCGUCUGCCUUCAAUCCAUUUGGCGGGUGGGGACGAAUCUCGCCCGACUCGGAGCAAGCCAACAAGGCUGAAUCGCAGAAAACCGCCCUCAGCCAAGCCGAGGAGGCCUAUGCAGAACUCAAACGGGCUGGGUAUAAAGGAACCAACAAAGGCGCCUACUUGCAGGGUCAGUCCGUGAACCCUAGUAAUGCUGACCAGACCUGGCAUGCAAUCCAAGAAAAGAUGGGAUGUGGUGCUGCCCCUCAUUCCCCAUCAAAGAGCAAUAAACGCUCUUCCUUCCAAGAUUUGCGAAGAACAGCCUCAAUCGGGUUGCCAUUCAUGAAACACCAUGAGCAACAGCCCGCCCACAAUUCAUCUCUCUGUCAAGACCAUCCAUCUGAAGAUUCUGAAAAUGCAGCACCCGGACUGAAGAAGCAAAAGUCUCGCCGGGAAAUCUCUCGGGAGGCCAAGUUAGUGAGGAAGGUCAAUACGCUGGAGGAAAAACUGGACCGAGCUCGCCGUGAACUUCGAGAGCUGAGCGGAAAUGAAGGGAAAUUGCUGGCUCCGGUGCCUGAACCCACUUGUAUGUCCAUUGAGAUGGACCCUGGAAAUUACCCUCGGAAGUUUGUUCCUGGUGCACUUCCAACCCUGCCAUCGGAGCGCUUGCUUGAUCAACAGACCAUCCUACCGGCAUCACCCACAGCUGACGCCAACCAAGCGACGGUACCAUCUACCGUGGAGGACCAGCGUGUCCCGAAGGAUGAAUAUCGGCAAGUGACAAUUGAUUCGGCAAAGUCUCCCAAACGGCGGUCAAAAGACCCACGGCCGUCCUCUAUGGGUAAGGAGAGCUCUUCACUCAAAAGGAAGUCACCAGUGCCUGAACAUAUUGCUAGUGGGAUCCCUGUUCAGCCCAAUCAGACGGACCGUCUCGACAAGCUCACGUCCGAAAGUGAUCACAUAGUUGAUACCGAUCUUCUCACCACUCCGCGACAAUCGAAAUGGCAAAAAUUCGAAGCUGGUGAUAGCCCGGGAGCAGCUCUCCCCACAACCAGUCUCAAACCCCCCUCGGCUGGCAUCGAUGACUCACUCGAUGUCAAGACUAUACAAUCGUCGUCUGCUCUUCGGACGCAACGCCGGCGAUCCAACCUCCGCCCUGACUCUCUAGCCCAUGUCGACAGUGGUCCCGAUCUUGCGUCCGAACUCUCUAUUGACUUUGAAUUGUCGCCUCCCCCUCAGCCUAGUAACGCGCACCAGUCAUUCUAUCUUCAAUCUCAUCGUGAUCUCGACCCUGAUCGUGCCCCUCGCUCCUCUCCGUCUAAGUCCAGACCAGGUCUUAAUCGGCGGCGCAGCCGCGAUACCAACAUUCCCCUGUCCCGCCUCUACCCAAAGAACUGCUCUCGAGUGCUGCCAAAGUUACCAGGUCGCCCUCGAAGAGAACCCAUUCUCGGCAAGGCUCUGCAUCGAGUGUACUAUCUUCGCAGCCUCUGA